GCUGCACACAAUCGGGACCUACAACUCACCAUGAUUUUUGAGCAAUGGAUUAACAAAUUUGGAAACUACCACAGAUAAAUUCAGCCAGGCUUCAGGUUAUCUGUUCAUAUUGAGGAAGUAUUAGUUUUUGUCUUUUGGACAUAUUUUUCGCACUCAUAUUGUACAUCAUGGCAAAUACUUGCGUACAGUUCACGGGAUUUGUAAUGAGUUUUCUUGGUUGGAUCGGGCUUAUCAUCGCCACUGGUACUAAUGACUGGGUCGUCACUUGUAAAUAUAACAUGAACACCUGCAAGAAGAUGGAUGAACUGGAGGCCAAAGGUCUGUGGGCUGACUGUGUGAUAUCAACAGCACUGUAUCACUGCAUCACACUGACUCAAAUUCUCGAUUUACCAGCUUACAUCCAGACAUCUCGAGCGCUAAUGGUCACUGCAUCGAUUUUAGGAUUGCCUGCUGUCGCGCUCGUGCUCAUGUCCAUGUCCUGUAUUAACCUCGGAAGUGAACCGGAAAGCGCCAAGAACAAACGAUCCGUGCUCGGAGGAAUCCUAAUGCUUUUGACUGCUAUUUGUGGUGUCAUCUCCACUGUGUGGUUUCCCAUUGGGGCCCAUCAUGAGAGAGGCUUGAUGUCCUUUGGCUUCUCGCUGUAUUCUGGCUGGGUGGGCACUGCGCUCUGUUUGCUGGGAGGCUGUAUGAUCACCUGCUGUUCAGUCGACAGCCCUGCUUCAUACACUGACAACAAUCGAUUCUACUACUCCAAACAGGGCCCCACCCAUCCUGGCACUGCCUCCAAUAACCAUGCCAAAAGCGCUCACGUGUGAGCUUUGGGAUUACUCCUGUGUACUUCAGCUCAGCAGACCAUUAGCAACUUAACCCAGCCCAUCACAUUUCUGCUCUCUCUCCCUCUGCUUUCCCCCCUCUCUUCCCUGUUUAUCGUUUCAACCAUGUCUCUAUCUUCAGUGGUGACACUGUAGAUUCUUAUUGUACAGCUGAUAUAUGUCCCUUUGACUCGGCGGCAGGGUUAGCUCACCCAGAUGUUACGUAACAAGGGACAGUCAUUGGUGAAGGACCUGCUGUAAUCAAGGGACCUGUAAUGAAGGAUUUAUUUUCCAUGUGGUAAUUUGCUGACUCUGUGCAGUAUAAUGUGCCUUUUUUAAAAUCUUAUUUUUGUAGUGAGAAAUGCAUUUUGUAUUUUUAUAUGAAUACUAACAGUUUUUAGUUUCAGUUGUUUUGAAAAGGUAUGAAGUACAAAUGUCUUUUAAUUGUAAUUAAUUUCAGAACACUGUUUAUGUCAAGCACACACAGUUAAGAUAAUGUCUUGAUCAUUGUUUUCACUCUAGCUACAUAAACGAUAUUAGACCAAAAUUGGACCAAAAAAGUAGCUGAUUUUGUUAUUUAUUGUAAUACUUGUAUGCAAUUUGUAUUAUGUUUGUUGUAAUAAACAAAGUUGUCC
This is a messenger RNA of Xyrauchen texanus (razorback sucker), 1447 nucleotides long. Its product is annotated as claudin-11-like. The coding region runs from base 168 to 815 and encodes 215 amino acids. Gene Ontology annotation, molecular function: structural molecule activity. NCBI's taxonomy places the organism in Eukaryota, Metazoa, Chordata, Actinopteri, Cypriniformes, Catostomidae. The record is from RefSeq and is a predicted model, not a curated record. The transcript is spliced from 3 exons. Gene Ontology annotation, biological process: bicellular tight junction assembly; cell adhesion. Gene Ontology annotation, cellular component: bicellular tight junction; plasma membrane.